Messenger RNA from Cucumis sativus (cucumber), 1612 nucleotides. Its product is annotated as heat stress transcription factor A-7a. The coding region runs from base 171 to 1319 and encodes 382 amino acids. Gene Ontology annotation, molecular function: DNA-binding transcription factor activity; RNA polymerase II cis-regulatory region sequence-specific DNA binding. The record is from RefSeq and is a predicted model, not a curated record. Gene Ontology annotation, cellular component: nucleus. Gene Ontology annotation, biological process: regulation of transcription by RNA polymerase II. NCBI's taxonomy places the organism in Eukaryota, Viridiplantae, Streptophyta, Magnoliopsida, Cucurbitales, Cucurbitaceae. The transcript has 2 exons.
AUGGACAACAAAUGAAUCCAAAAAAUUGCAUCUUAAGUAACGGAGAAGAUCUUCUGCACCCUACUUUCCAUUUUCAGUACCAAAAAUUCAAUCUAGAUUUAUCGGAAACAAUCUCUCUCUGUUUUCUUUUUUCUUUUUUUUUUGUCAAAAGAUAAAUUAAUGAAUGAAAAAUGAUCCUCCCUGACGACGACGGUGCUGAAACUGGAAGCGGCGAGUCGGUGGAUGAAAAGAUGAGUGAGGUAAAGGAAGAAGAGGAGAAAGAUGAAGUAAGCACGGCGGCGACGACGAUGAAUAAGGACGGGGUUUGGGUGAAACCAAUGGAAGGAUUGCAUGAUGUAGGGCCACCGCCGUUCUUGAAGAAAACUUAUGAGAUGGUGGAGGAUCCGGAAACCGACCCGGUUGUAUCUUGGAGUGAAACUCGUAAGAGUUUCAUUGUUUGGGAUUCUCAUCAACUCUCUAAAUUCCUUCUUCCUAAAUACUUCAAGCACUCCAAUUUCUCCAGUUUCAUCCGCCAGCUCAAUACUUAUGGUUUUAGGAAGAUCGAUUCUGAUAAAUGGGAGUUUGCAAAUGAAGGAUUUCAAGGAGGGAAGAAACAUUUACUGAAGAAUAUUAAGAGAAAAAACAAGUACAAUAACAAUCACAAGAAGCAGCAACGACAUUUAGGCUUAUCCAUCAAUAAUACUACUUUAGAAGAUUUGACAAAGCCACUACUGGUGGAAACAGAACCACUACAAACUCUUAGAACUGAUAACAACAUUUUAAGAGUGGAGAUGUCCAAAUUGAGAGAGCAGCAGCAGGACUCACACAAUCAACUCACCCUCGUUGAAGAACGUGUUCGACGUGCCGAAUCCAAGCAUCAACAAAUGUUCUAUUUCCUUGCCAAAAUGUCGAAAAACCCUGCGUUUUGUCGACAGUUGCUUCAGAAAAGGAUGCUUAGAAUGAAGAUGGAGCUUAAUAAUGGGGAUCAUGAGUUCGGAAAGAAGAUGAAAAUACUUGGAAUUCAAGCACAUCAAAAUCUUGGCCUCGACAUAUCUGAGGAUGUCAAUUUUCAAAAUCAAGUCCAAGAAGAGCUAUUGAGCUUGCACUCCGAACUCACUGAAAUCUUUCCGGAAGUAAUCGAACCUGGACCGAUCGGACCGAUCGAAACACCCUUCCAAGCAUCCAAUAGACCAGAGAGUAUGGUUGUUGAUGAAGGAAUGAGUAGUAAUGACUCCAAUUUUUUCCUGAAACUGGAUGAUCUGCUCAAUAAGCCUCAAGAUUGCCCCUCAGGUUAUGUACAGAAACAAGGUUUCUAUGGUUUUGUAGGAUCCAUUCCAUAAGUACUUUCUUACUGAAUAAUUACAAAAUGCCCUGCACGUAUCAUUCCAUAUUAACCAGAAAAAUUUGAUGUUAUGUUACUUUCAUACCUUUGCAGAUUUGGAGAUGGAAUUUCUGCAGUAAAUGUGCUGUUGGGUUAUAGACUAUAUAUAGUGGUAGGGAAUAUCAAUAGUUGCAUAUUUGUAAUUUGACUGGGAAGUUUGUGGUUAUAAAUACUAAAUACAUCAGUUUGUUACUUACAGUCUUACAUGCUUUUGGGAUUUGAGAUUUAUAGAAUUUGGAAUUAGUUUGUAAA